AAAGCAAUGAGAGUGAGCGAGUGGGGCGUAACUGGCCGGCUCCACACUGUAUCGCCAUCUCGCUUUCUCCGGGCGGGGAGUAAAGUGAAAAAAGCCACAAUAAAAUCGACGAUUACAGGCUGUCUGCUCAUUAUUUCGCGUUCUCCGCUCAAAUCAAAACACACAACAACCAUGUCGCUGCAGUCGGACGCCGUUUUCCAAAAGAUCAUCGAUGGCCUGAAGGAGAACGAGGCCAAGGCAAAGGCGGUCAACGGAGUGUUCCUCUACAAAAUCACCAAGGACGGCAAGGUGGCCAAGGAGUGGACUCUGGACUGCAAGAACGCCAAGGCCUAUGAGGGACCCGCCCAGGGCAUCAAGGUGGACACCACCUUGACGGUCGCCGACGAGGACAUGGUUGACAUCGCCCUCGGCAAACUGAAUCCCCAGGCUGCUUUCAUGAAGGGCAAACUGAAGAUUGCCGGCAACAUCAUGCUCACCCAGAAACUGGCGCCCCUCCUGAAGACCGAUGCCAAGUUGUAAAAGGAUCAACAGAGUCCCACACAGUCUGCACAUUCCUCACCAACAACAGUGUGUGUGUGUUCUAUUUUUUUUUCGUGUGUAAUUUGUAAUCUGUAUUCGUGUUUUUGUUUCACCACAUAAUUAAUGUUAUUUUUGUACGGGAAAUCGUCUACAAAACUAGAAAAUAAUACAUAAGGCGAAAACGACAAA
This is a messenger RNA of Drosophila gunungcola (fruit fly), 708 nucleotides long. Its product is annotated as peroxisomal multifunctional enzyme type 2. The transcript has 3 exons. Gene Ontology annotation, cellular component: cytosol. NCBI's taxonomy places the organism in Eukaryota, Metazoa, Arthropoda, Insecta, Diptera, Drosophilidae. Bases 7 to 519 code for a protein of 170 amino acids. The record is from RefSeq and is a predicted model, not a curated record.